AGACAGAAAAAGUAAAAUUCAUGGGAGAAUCACAAAAUUUAAAUUGAAAUGGGACAAGACAAAUCAAUUAUUUCUAAAGAUCCUCCAAUAAUAACUAUUUUUCACAAAUAGUUAAUGUUGGAAAAUAAAUACAUGAACAUUUCUACAUUUAUUUCAAAUCUGUGCAUCAAUAUACAUAUACUAAAAUAAAUUAUCAAUACAAUUAAGAAAUUAAAAAAUAACAAACAACCCAAUUUGAACACUGUAAUUUUCGUAAUGAAGUACCAGAUUACAUCCAUAUUAAUGAAACAAGUCUUAAAUUACCAACAUAUUAAACAAAUUUGUAGUUUCCUAAAACAAACAAUGUUUCAAAUAAAUUAAUCUUUAAUUGAUGGUUCGCUGAACAAGGAACAUAAAUUACUUGUAUUUUGGAUUACUUCACUUUAUAUUUGUUUAAACAAUGUUUUAUUAAACUGAACCGUUUUAUAGUUGAUUAUUAAGAUUUUCCUCUUAAAGUUAGCUAUGCUUGAAGACCUUUAGUUGAAAUUAUUGUUUUAAAAACAAUAAAAGGUAAAAUUAAUGUAACUUGUACACUAAAUUGUAGAAUAAUCGAGGUUGUUUAGUUUUAAACUGUUUUACCUGUAAUGGAAUUUUAAUUACAACUAAGUUCUAUCUCAUAAUUAACAAUAAGUGAGACUUUUAGAGCUAAAUCUACAGAAUAUGUAACUAUUAAAGAUUUCAGUGUUCCUAGAAGUAGUGGCAGUAACAAAUGACCCCUUGAUUAAUGUAUCCACUUUAGACUAAUUAAUUACUGGGAAUAAUAAGGAGUGAACGUUUUACUCCUGCUUUCACGCGUCCUUUAGUGCUUCUGUGUUUCUGUGACACGAACCGUUCUGGUUUACAUUUAAUUGCAUCACAAGUGCGACAUCAAUAGGAAAAGCCGAUUCGUCCAGCAUCCGCACUCGGCGGAUGGAAAGUGCACGGGGUCCCGCGGCGUCAGGCGGUUUCGGCAACGGUGCGUCCGUCUACGUCCACGGUCGGCCGGUGCGGUGCCUCCAUCACAGUCGCCGUUUCCCGCGACCGGCACAAUCGACAUUUAGUUUGAAUUUGUUGAGUACGCGAAGCGGUUGCGAACGGCUUUUUCUGGUCGCAUGGAACUCUGCCAUAUGUCCGACACAGUGCCGGAUCCGUAAGAAGAAAACGCACGCGGUUUUAUGCAACACACGCUCACUGAAAUCCGCCCGCCCCGCACACUUUCACCGCGAUCGCCGCUUGCGUAACCCCGACACAAGAGCAUCCGAAGGAGUAACCACACAGUGCGACCAACUUUGUAUUCUUGUGCCGGUUCAUUUUUACGUUGUGCCGUUUUCUAUUUUAUUAAUUUUGUGUUUCAAGUCCAGUUUAAAGUGCGUUUGCAACGUUGACCGCAUCGUAUUUCGACACUGUCACACAUCUGAAUUUAAGGGAUGAAGGGUAACUGAAAAUGGCCUCGCCGACACCCUCACUAGAAUCACUACCGAGAGCAAAUUCGAUCGGAUCAUUCUGCGAACAAGUGGACUACCUGUCAUUGUCGCCGGCCGACUCACCUUUAUCGGUCAGCGGAUCAUCGCCUCCAGUUUCCGACUCAGUGGACAGAGACAGCGACCCGUCGGAGUUGCACUGCCAACAGUGCCGCGACCCCGUCCUCAACGCCAAGCUACUGUCCUGCUUCCAUACAUUCUGCAACCCCUGUUUAGAGAAGAACAAGCUCGUCUGCCCCCGCUGUAACUCAGAAUCAGUGGAGGUCAUACUCAACACGUUGCUGUUCAGCUCGGACUCGAGCAACACAACCAGCACAACAGUCUCCAACAACACAGUCAACGAUUUCCAGCAGGCAGUGCGUUGCACCGGCUGCAAAACCAAAAAAUUAGACGCCGUAGCCAGGUGUGUGGAUUGUGCGAACUACCUCUGCUCCAAUUGCGUGAUGGCGCAUCAGUUCAUGCACUGCUUUGAGGGCCACCGCGUGGUCAACCUCUCCGAGAUCAAGGAGGAGCCCAAGAACAACACAAUCGCCAGCUUGGGCAGCAUCAUUCCCAACGGCAAUCUGUCCAGCACCGAGAAGAACUUCAUCUGCCCCAGACACAAGGCCGAACUUCUUAAGUUCUUCUGCCGCACAUGUUCCGUACCUAUCUGCAAGGAAUGCCUCACAUUGGAACAUCCAGUGGGAUUACACGAUUACGAACACAUCAACGAUGCUGCGCCCAAACAAAUCGAAGCUAUCCAGAACGCCAUUUCUGAAGCUAAGAGCAAAGCCACCGACGUGAGAAACAUAUUGAAGAACGUGGAGCACGUGUCCAGCAAAUUGCAAGUGCAAUACCACAAGGCUCAGAACGAAAUCAACGAUACAUUCCAGUUCUACAGGUCCAUGCUCGAGGAGCGCAAACAAGAGCUGCUCAAGGAGUUGGAGAGCGUGUUCUCGGCUAAACAGAUCUCCCUAGGAGUGGCCACUCAGAAAGGCCAAGAGACUGUUGACCAAAUUUACAAGGCCUGUGAAUUUGUUGAGAGACUGAAUAAAUGUGCUAAUGUAGUAGAAAUAUUAAUGUUUAGAAAACUGCUGGACGCCAAACUCCAAGGCCUCCUCAACUACAACAUCGAUCAGAGCGUGCAGUCCGCCUGCGAACUCGAAUUCGUCUCCAACUACCAAGCGAUCCAAGUCGGCGUCCGAAACACCUUCGGCUACGUCCGCUCCAACUCCGAAGCAGUCGUCGGCCCCAGCAAACAACCGCCGAUCGCCAGACCGACCAACGGCGGAACCAGCUCCAGCGGAAGCAGUGUCAACGGCAGUUCGGGCAGUUUGAACGGCGGCAUCCCGUGCCCGUUCAGCAUGAGCGGCUCCAGCCAAUCCACUUCGCCAUUCGAAUCAAACAUAAUCAGCAAACGAUUCAGCAGUGCCAACAGCCUGGGACCAUUCUCCACGACUAUUGGAGACUUGAAUCUCAACACUACAAUCAAUCCUUAUGAAAAGUGGUCGAACGGCGGAACGACGGACAGUAUCUUCCAAAACGGACCCUCGGACCCGUACUCCCUCAGCAGCACAGUACCGGCCGAUUCCAUGCUAGACUUGCACUCUAAAUUGAUGUCGACUGCUAUCUUCCCGCCCAAGUCGCAAAUUAAACGCCAGAAGAUGAUUUACCAUUGCAAAUUUGGUGAAUUUGGGGUCAUGGAAGGACAAUUCACCGAGCCCAGCGGUGUUGCCGUAAAUGCUCAGAACGAUAUUAUCGUAGCCGACACUAACAACCACAGAAUUCAAAUUUUCGACAAGGAGGGACGUUUCAAGUUCCAGUUCGGAGAAUGCGGAAAACGCGACGGACAGCUGUUGUACCCCAACAGGGUUGCAGUUGUGAGAACUUCCGGCGACAUAAUCGUGACAGAACGUUCCCCCACACACCAGAUCCAGAUCUACAACCAAUAUGGACAAUUCGUACGCAAAUUUGGCGCCAACAUCCUGCAACAUCCCCGAGGCGUGACUGUCGACAACAAAGGCCGCAUUGUGGUGGUGGAAUGCAAGGUCAUGAGAGUAAUCAUCUUCGACCAGACGGGCGCGGUGUUGCAGAAAUUCGGCUGCAGCAAACACCUGGAGUUCCCCAACGGCGUCGUGGUCAAUGACAAACAGGAAAUCUUCAUCAGCGACAAUCGAGCGCACUGCGUCAAAGUUUUCAGCUACGAAGGAGUGUACUUAAGGCAGAUCGGUGGCGAGGGCAUCACCAACUAUCCCAUCGGCGUGGGCAUCAACGCCAACGGCGAGAUCCUCAUCGCCGACAACCACAACAACUUUAACCUGACGAUCUUCACGCAAGACGGCCAGCUGGUUUCUGCGUUGGAGAGCAAAGUGAAGCACGCGCAGUGCUUCGACGUGGCACUUAUGGACGACGGUUCCGUGGUGUUGGCCAGCAAGGACUACCGGCUGUACAUCUACCGGUACGUGCAGGUGCCCCCCAUCGGCCUGUAGAAGAUGUGCGAAGCCAACCUCUCGUCGAGACAGGGUCCUCAGCUAACCAUUCCCAACACAUUUUGUUGAUGCAUUUUUGAAUGGAAUGGUUCAAGGCUGGUCUGUUAUUGUAUUAUUAUUACUUAUUUUUUUAUUAUACUUUGUCCAAAAUUGUAACGAAAAUCUGAUCGUCAUGGUUUUGAAUUUGCCCCCCCCCCCAAGAACUCGUUUCAUCACGCUUCAGCCAACGACAGGUUCGGUUUGGAGGUGUUGUGGACCGGGUUUAGCACGAACAACGGAUGAUCGGAUUGGAGACUGACUUCCCUUCAUCUUUUGGUCGUGUUCUUGAUAUGUUGAUAUUUUUAAUACUAUACAUUGACGAAGCGUUCGAAGGCGGUCCCGACACCGCCUGCAUGUUGAAUGACCAAAUCUAUCACUAUUUAAAAGUAAAAAAACAGGGAUAUUAUAUUUGAUUAAAUGUUUUAGCUGGUUCCGUGUACCAGCGAUUUGUUAAAUUGAUCAUCGGUUUCCAAUAAUUAUAAUAUCUAUUUUAAUAUGUGUGUAUGAUGUUAGUGUAUGUCUUUUAGUAAUAGCACCUUGUUGUUAGCGGGAUGCCGCGUUGUUAGCGACCCUAGUCACCAUCAAGAACUGUACUUGUAAAAUUUCUCUCUCCCCUAUCUUAUUAUUAUUAUUAUUAUAUUAUUACUGAUACAUGCGCAAACUGAACGUACAAACGACUUCCGACACUCCAACGAAACAUGCCCCACAUUUAGAAGAGCGUUUCGUAUUGUUAAUGUAUACUUUUGGACUGAUGAGUUUGAAAUCAUGGUAAACCCAACAAGAAAAUUUACUUUUAAAUAGUUCGCUCUGGCUUUGGUUGUGUUUAGUUGUUAUUGUUGGUUGUUGUUUGACGGGUUCGUUAUGUUGCGAGCAUUAUAAAUAUAAUUGUAAGCGCUGUUCCAUCACUCGAAUGGAUCUCUGUAUUAUAUUUAAGAUAACUGCAUCGAGUAUAUGAUUGAGGUGGGUGCUCGUGCCCCCUUGCGCCCCUGCCGUGUCGUCGAGACAACCAGGCUCUGACACAAUCCAUUAUGUUUUUUUUUUAGAAUUUCGACCGGCAAAAUGUUAUGUUAAUUUUUUAUGUUAUUAUUCACUUUAUUUUUAGUAAAUGCAUUUUUUAUUAUUAUAUUGGUGCAUGCAAUAUUCUUCACCAUCAGUUUUUUUUUAUUAUUUUUUUUUAAUUAGUUUUUUUAGUAGUGUGUAGUAAUAUAUAUUAUUGUUUGUUGAUGCUGCCGAGUUUAAGAUAGAUGGCGGACGGACUGCAUGUGUCCGACGCCGCAAAAUGGGUGCCUGUUGGUUCCCGCUCAAGACUAUUUACUUAGUAGCUAGGUCCUAUUCAGUUUGUUUUCGCGUGUUUGGUGGCGAUCCCAUUGGCGACUGGCCGGCCCGGCGUACCGAACCCAUCAUUAGUUAGUUUCUAUUUUAUUUUUAAUUUAAUUAUGCGUUCGUGGUUCGACAUUGGUGGUCGCCAAUCGUCCAGUGCGACGCCGUCAGAGACGGGACAGCUGCGGAAUUGCUGGCAACGCAAUGCCAAAAUUUUUUUAAGAACCUUGCCAUCAGUACCGCAACCCCCCCACACAAAAGUACCAUUUUUUCUAAUAAUUUAUCGAUUAUCUUAUUUUUUAUUUAUAUUAUAUAGUUGUUGUUUUUUAUUCGCCGCCGCCUGGUGAGUUUAAUCAUCGGCGGCGGCGGUUUUAUAUAUAUGGAGGUGAUUACGCGAUGAUAACUGUUCGGAGCGUGCGAAGGUCCGGUGAUCUCAAAUCUCGUAAAAAAGACGCGGCGUGACAAACGAGACGUCGACGAAUCUGUGAUGCACCACGAAUCUCCACUAUUAAAAUUGACCCACGGACAACUGUAAUCGUCUUGCAAACAAUCUGCGAUUUAGUCGUCCCUCCCGCACGGCGUACUUGUGUUACUCGUCGUCUGACGACGUCCACGACUAAUCAGAACUACGGCCGGACGGCGAAGGGACACCGGCGACUAAACUUAAAGCAUAAGUAUUUCGGUUUUAGUUAUUAUUUUGAACGUUUCGUUUGUUGUUCCGUGGUAAAACAUACCGGCCUUCGGCGGGAACGAUACUAAAGACGUGACUUAAGAUGGCGCCGCCUAUCCUCUUCGGGUUUGGGGCCCGACAAGUGUUAUAUAUGUUGUUUUUAGUGUCUUGUUGAGAGUACACUCUAUUUUUUCUAUUGUUCCUUAGACGUCCUCGGGCCCAAAACUCGAAACAAGCGCCGACCACUGUUUUGAAACUCUUUUGUAUCGUUUUAUUAUUAUUAAUACAUUUGUUGUUAUUAUUAUAAUUUAAUCGUAAAUUUGUUCUUAAAUUAAAUGUACAUUGUUUUGUUUUAUUUGAUUUUUUGUUGUAAAUGCUUUUUUAAUUAAUAAUACCAUUUCUUGCAGUUUUCA
Molecule: messenger RNA, 6409 nt
Organism: Aethina tumida (small hive beetle)
Lineage: Eukaryota; Metazoa; Arthropoda; Insecta; Coleoptera; Nitidulidae
Gene: brat
Product: brain tumor protein
Exons: 2
Coding region: 1463-3967 (834 amino acids)
Biological process (GO): negative regulation of translation
Molecular function (GO): translation repressor activity; zinc ion binding; mRNA 3'-UTR binding
Source: RefSeq, a predicted model, not a curated record